Messenger RNA from Punica granatum (pomegranate), 1760 nucleotides. Lineage: Eukaryota; Viridiplantae; Streptophyta; Magnoliopsida; Myrtales; Lythraceae. The record is from RefSeq and is a predicted model, not a curated record.
GGUAGAGAGAGAGAGAGAGAGAGAGAGAGGAGCAUCCACUCUCCGUUUAGGCUUUGAGGUACUUGUCCAGCAAGCCAGUAGCUGAACCCCUCUCCAAGUCCCCUACUUUGGUCGAUCUCUCCACCGGUAAAUCGCCGCCAUGAACGACGGAGAAGACGCCGUCCGACGCCGGAAUGCCGUCAGCGACUACCGCAAGAAGCUCCUCCAGCACAAGGAACUGGAGGCCCGAGUUCGAUCUGUGAGGGACAACCUGCGAGGGGCUAAGAAGGAGUUCAACAAGACAGAAGAUGAUCUUAAGUCCCUUCAAAGUGUUGGUCAAAUCAUUGGAGAAGUUCUCAGGCCUCUUGACAAUGAACGCUUGAUUGUGAAGGCAAGUAGCGGCCCUAGAUAUGUUGUUGGUUGCCGAAGCAAAGUGGAUAAAGAGAAAUUGGUUGCUGGAACCAGAGUGGUCCUUGACAUGACAACCCUGACAAUCAUGCGAGCUCUUCCACGCGAAGUUGAUCCAGUUGUUUAUAACAUGCUGCACGAGGAUCCUGGAAACGUCAGCUACUCUGCUGUGGGUGGAUUGUCUGACCAAAUCAGAGAAUUAAGAGAAUCGAUUGAGCUACCUCUAAUGAAUCCAGAACUCUUUCUCAGAGUUGGGAUUAAGCCGCCAAAGGGUGUUCUUCUGUAUGGGCCUCCUGGCACUGGCAAGACAUUGUUGGCAAGAGCAAUAGCCAGCAAUAUAGAUGCAAACUUCUUGAAGGUUGUUUCUAGUGCCAUAAUUGACAAGUACAUAGGCGAAAGUGCUCGGUUGAUCCGUGAAAUGUUUGGAUAUGCUCGUGAUCACCAACCUUGCAUCAUCUUUAUGGAUGAGAUUGAUGCCAUUGGUGGUCGCCGUUUUAGUGAGGGGACAAGUGCUGAUCGUGAAAUCCAAAGAACAUUGAUGGAGUUACUCAAUCAGCUUGAUGGAUUUGAUCAGCUUGGAAAGGUGAAAAUGAUAAUGGCAACUAACAGGCCAGACGUUCUUGACCCUGCACUUCUUCGUCCCGGCCGGCUCGAUAGGAAAAUAGAGAUUCCUUUGCCAAAUGAGCAGUCGAGGAUGGAAAUCCUUAAGAUCCACGCUGCCGGGAUUGCAAAGCAUGGAGACAUCGACUAUGAGGCUGUUGUAAAGCUCGCAGAGGGCUUUAAUGGUGCUGAUCUUCGUAAUAUCUGUACUGAGGCUGGAAUGUUUGCAAUUCGUGCCGAGCGUGAUUAUGUUAUUCAAGAAGAUUUCAUGAAGGCUGUUAGGAAACUGAAUGAAGCGAAGAAGCUCGAGUCAAGUGCGCACUACAGUGCUGACUUCGGAAAGGAUUAGAAAGUGGCUUCCAGAGACCCAUGUAUGGCUGGCUCAAGAUGUGAAAUCUCAAAUGCCGAUGACAUCAAGUCAAGUGGGUUUAUUCCCUUGCAGAUAAUGAAAGUUGGAGUUGGAGAAUCCAAUGGGGUACCUGCUUUUGCAUGUUUUCGUUAUAACGAUGAUGUUUUCGCGUUGAACCUCGUGGCAAAAGAAAUGGCUCGGGCCUAGGAGGAUUGCUCUCUUGUUUAAUUUUUGAACAUUGGCACUCGAGUUCUGAUUAAAGAUGUCAAAUUUGUUUAGUUUAUGAUGUACUUGGAUCUUGCAACGCUGGGAAGAGAUGAUGAAAACUCCUUUCCAUAUGUUGUGUGCCACUCUCCUAUAAGGUUAUAAGAAUUUUUUGAUGGUCCUAUCUUCUUGUGUUGUGAAAAAAUAUCAAUUUGAACGA